UCACACCUCUCAUUCUCCCUUUUCAAUUUUCUAUUGUAGCUCCCUAUUUCUCUAGUGUUUUUGCAGUUAACGUUAACUCGUAAGUUUAUUUUGUAUUACUUUUUAUUGUGAAUUGUGAUUUGUGAUUUUUAUGAUAUUAGUUGAACUACUGUUUUUUUGCAGAUGACAUUCCAAAAGUUCACGCUUGGUUUACGGUGGAAUGGUUACACGAAAGAGAGCGGAAAGGGGGUCACCUACGUCGGUGGCAAUUUUCAGAAAAUAAAGGUCACUAUCAGACCGAUGCUUGAAGACCUCUAUCAAAUGUGUACUAACGUUACUUGCAUGGAUGGCACGAGAAGAGUUGAUCGUAUGGUGUACCGAUAUCCAAACAGAGAAGGUGGGUCGUUGUGGCACGAGGAAUAUCUCAUAACCACUCAGGAUGAGGUAGAUGCCAUGCUCGAAUUCUUGAGGUCCAACAAUCUUUCCAGAACCGAGAUGUUCGUUUACACCGAGCCGGUCGUAGGCGUUGGAGGUCAUUCUGGAGACGGUCAAACAUCUGGUAUCCAUGGUGGAGGUGAAUUAUAUGAAGAUCAUCCCUACCAAAGUUACCAUGAUCCUCAUUCCUAUUUUCAGUACCAAGAGCAAGGUGAAGGUCAUCAUCAAUCUUACCCGUCAUAUGAAGAAGUUCAACCGGACCAUGCCAACCAACCCCAGUACAACUUCCAAUCAGGCAGUGGUAGUUUUCACAACUACCAUUAUGGAGCUGAUGAAGGUGCCUUUCAUGAGCUUGAUCAGAUGGAAGAUGCCCUGCCAGCACCAGUCAGUGACCCCUUUGAUGAAGAAGGAGAGAACAACGUCAGUGCAGACAGCUCCGACCCUCUUGAAGGUGCUGAUGAUUUAGGACCAGAGUCAGACUCAGAUAAUGAUGAUGAGGUGGCUCAUGACCGUGUACCAGUCCCAUACUACAAUCACAUUGCAGACGACAAUUGGAUGGUCGACAGCGACAUGGAACAGCCGGAGGUUCCAAUAUGGGGUCCACUCCCUGGGUUUAUGAAGGGCCAACAAUUUGGCUCGAAGAAGGAGGUGCGGCACGCCAUUGAUAUUGAAGCAAUGACUCGGCAUUUUGAAUGGCACACAACUCAUUCCAACAUAAAAAGGCUCAUAGUCAGAUGUCGUAAUCAUAACAAGGGAUGCAAUGUUAGGAUUCAGGCCAUCAACAGCAAGAGAGACGACCAUUAGGUCAUAUCCCGUGCGGUGAACACACACAUGUGUGUCAUCCAUAACAUCCCAAGGCCAUCGACAGUUGAAAUCCAGGGUGGUUGCUGCGGCUAUCAAGCAUCUAAUUGAGCAAGAUCCUGACCUGAAGGUGAAAGUUAUAAUCACUGACAUUGCAAGUCGUUAUGGUUAUAUGAUUAACUAUAAGAAGGCGUGACAUGGAAAGCAGAAAGCUUUGGCCGCGGUAUAUGGUGAUUGGGAAGAAUCAUAUGCAUUCCUUCCCAGGUUGAUUUUGACACUGGAAGCGUCUAACCCUAUCACUGUUUUCUCCCCUCGCUACCAAGAUGAAGAGGUACAACCGCCAGAUCCAGGUAACAAACGCCAUUUCAGAUG
Messenger RNA from Linum trigynum, 1587 nucleotides. Lineage: Eukaryota; Viridiplantae; Streptophyta; Magnoliopsida; Malpighiales; Linaceae. The record is from the annotation of a GenBank genome assembly.